This is a messenger RNA of Drosophila albomicans, 560 nucleotides long. RefSeq names its product cystatin-like protein. The coding region runs from base 51 to 407 and encodes 118 amino acids. The transcript is spliced from 2 exons. Lineage: Eukaryota; Metazoa; Arthropoda; Insecta; Diptera; Drosophilidae. The record is from RefSeq and is a predicted model, not a curated record.
UCUUAUAUCUAUUUUCAAGACAAGCCUCAGAUCACUAACAUUAUAAAAAAAUGGUCGCAAUAAAAUUAUUAUUUUUGACCAUUUUCACACUUGUCAACUUGUCAAACGGGAAACCGAGAUUACUGAAAGGACAUGAACAUUAUGCGGCUAAAACUAGGUUUUUACAUGCUCUGCGUUAUGUAGCUGCUGUUGGUGGUCCGAAAUACAAAGUGUCGUCUAUUGGUGCGGUGUCUAAUGAAAUACGUUUUGGUUCGUUGGAUAUUUACGAUGUGGAUUUGUUUAUUGGAACACCUAAACCUGUUCAGCAGUGUCAAGUGAAAAUUUGGUCUCGACCAUGGAAACCGGGGAGCGGUAUAAACAUUAAGAUCUCAUGUGAUGGAACCCUAGAAUUUGAAACCGACUACUGAGCAUUCGUCAUCUGAAUUGAAACAAUAGUUUUUGCCUUUUUUAUUGUAUAUAUUGUUACGUUUUAAACUGUAUAGAUAAUCUAUGGCCUAUAAUUGUCAAAACUUCACUACAAUAAUUUGUACUUGUCCAGAUAAAAAUCAAAAUAACAUUAA